AUGGCCUUGUUUCAAACAAUCAAGACACCAGUUCUUACGUAUGAACAGCCUUUAGGCCUGUUCAUCAAUGGCGAAUUCGUCAAAGGAGUCGAAGGGAAAACAUUCGAGACAAUCAAUCCUCAUAAUGAAAAGCCUAUUGUUGCAGUGCACGAGGGUACUGAAGUGGACGUCGACAGAGCCGUGAAGUUCGCUCGCACGGCUCUGGAUGGCGAGUGGAAGCAUGUCACCCCAUCUGAACGUGGUCGCCUUCUCAGCCGCCUCGCGGACUUUCUCGAACGCGAUAUCGAAAUAGUGGCUGCGAUCGAAGCUCUUGAUAAUGGUAAAGGAGUUACCAUGGCAAAGGGAGAUGUCACAGCAUCGGCGGGAUGUAUUCGCUAUUAUGGGGGCUGGGCCGACAAAAUAUAUGGUCAAACUAUUGAUACUGAUACCAAUAGUUUGACCUAUACCCGUCAUGAACCAGUGGGUGUUUGUGGUCAGAUUAUUCCAUGGAACUUUCCACUGUUGAUGUUUGCAUGGAAAAUCGGCCCUGCCCUUGCCACUGGAAAUACCGUCGUUUUGAAGACUGCGGAACAAACACCUCUAUCGGCACUUUACGUGGCUUCUCUGAUUAAGGAAGCUGGCUUUCCUGCCGGUGUUGUGAACGUUAUUUCAGGAUUCGGGAGAACAGCGGGAGCAGCGAUCGCUGCUCAUAUGGGAAUCGACAAAGUUGCUUUUACCGGAUCAACUUUGGUCGGUCGCCAAAUCCUGCGAGAGGCUGCGAAUAGCAAUUUGAAGAAGGUGACCCUGGAAUUAGGGGGUAAAUCUCCAAAUAUCAUCCUGCCUGAUGCCAAUCUUGAAGAUGCAAUUGGUUGGGUGAAUUUAGGAAUAUUCUUCAAUCAUGGACAGUGUUGCUGUGCAGGUUCUCGAAUCCUUGUUCACGAAUCUAUCUAUGAUCAGUUUCUGGAGCUUUUCAAGAAACGAGCAGAGCAAAACAAAGUCGGUGAUCCAUUUCUCCCCGAGACUUUCCAAGGCCCUCAGGUGUCCCAAAUACAAUACGACAGAGUCAUGGGCUAUAUUGAAGAUGGAAAACGUUCCGGAGCAACAGUCAUCACAGGAGGUAAACGGCAUGGGAAUGAGGGAUACUACAUCCAGCCUACGAUUUUCGCCGAUGUCGAUGAGAACAUGACGAUUGUUAAAGAAGAGAUAUUCGGACCCGUUUGCACUGUACAGAAGGUCCGAGAUGAGGAGGAAGCCAUUCGGGUGGCCAAUGAGACAAACUACGGUCUUGCGGCAGCUGUUCACACCACAAAUAUAAACACCGCAAUUCGAGUCUCGAAUGCCAUUAAAGCAGGAACUGUUUGGGUGAAUAACUAUAACACUCUUCACUAUCAAAUGCCAUUUGGUGGCUUCAAGGAAUCCGGAAUCGGUCGAGAGCUAGGAUCAUAUGCUCUUGAGAAUUAUACAGAAGUCAAGACAGUUCGUGUACAUCUUUCUAAAUAG
Messenger RNA from Penicillium waksmanii, 1479 nucleotides. Its product is annotated as aldehyde dehydrogenase family protein. The transcript is spliced from 4 exons. The record is from RefSeq and is a predicted model, not a curated record. Gene Ontology annotation, molecular function: aldehyde dehydrogenase (NAD+) activity. Lineage: Eukaryota; Fungi; Ascomycota; Eurotiomycetes; Eurotiales; Aspergillaceae. The coding region runs from base 1 to 1479 and encodes 492 amino acids.